This is a messenger RNA of Trypanosoma rangeli, 360 nucleotides long. RefSeq lists its product as uncharacterized. NCBI's taxonomy places the organism in Eukaryota, Euglenozoa, Kinetoplastea, Trypanosomatida, Trypanosomatidae. The coding region runs from base 1 to 360 and encodes 119 amino acids. The transcript has a single exon. The record is from RefSeq and is a predicted model, not a curated record.
AUGGAGGCUAGGGAAGUGGCGGCGGAGUGUUGGACUUAUGCUGAGUGUGUGCAUAGUAGCCCAUUGGAGUUGCUAGCUGCGCGUUGUGUUGGUGAUGUGUUUUGUGAUGCGUUGGAAGUUUCUGUGGGCUUUAGUUCUCUUAAUGUGUGUGAAAAGAAGUUGAGGGAACGAAUGACAUUGUGGCGGUUGAAGAAGAAACUUCUUGCUCUGGCGCGUGAGCUUUGUACAAGAUAUGAGGAGUUUAAUGAACGUGAGCGUAUGUUGGGGCUGGGCGUUGGUUUGUGUGAGGUGGAGUGUAAGCCGUCUCCGUCGUCUGAUGUUAUUGUAUGUGAUAAUUCAGUUUGCCACACACCAGUGUAA